Molecule: messenger RNA, 973 nt
Organism: Raphanus sativus (radish)
Lineage: Eukaryota; Viridiplantae; Streptophyta; Magnoliopsida; Brassicales; Brassicaceae
Exons: 5
Coding region: 116-778 (220 amino acids)
Biological process (GO): translation
Cellular component (GO): ribosome; mitochondrion
Molecular function (GO): structural constituent of ribosome
Source: RefSeq, a predicted model, not a curated record
AAUUUAAUUUCGUGAAACGGAGACGUUGAAUCGUAUCGAACCGCCGUCGCCGCCUCACCGGUGAUUCUCCCAUAACUUCCUCUUCUCUCACGUAUCCUUUCGCAGAGAAUCUGAAAUGGCACAUGUGGCGCAAAGCCGAAACGUGAUCCGGCAUGUAGUUUCGAGAGGGAAAGCUUUCCACAAAUCAGAAAACGCGAUCCAUCAUCCUCUCCUUUUCGCCUGCCAAGGAGUUCGUUACAGAAAAUUGGAAGUGAUUCUCACCACGGGCAUAGAGAAGCUUGGGAAAGGUGGGGAGACGGUGAAGGUAGCUCCUGGUUACUUCAGGAAUCACCUUAUGCCUAAGCUCCUCGCUGUCCCCAACAUUGACAAGUAUGCUCAUCUCAUCCGUCACCAACGCAAGAUGCGUAAUUUUGAAGAUAAGGAAGAGGUUAAAGUGGUUCAUAAAACUUCUGAAGUUCAGACUAAAGAGUUUCAAAAGGCUGCUAAGCGCCUCUCCAAUGCCAACUUGGUACUGAGGAAGUUAAUUGACAAGGAAAAGUUCAAAAACCGUUCCUCAAAGGAGGAUAAACCGGAUGUACAAACACCUGUCACAAAGGAAGAGAUAGUCUCUGAGGUGGCGAGGCAGCUCUGUGUUAAGAUUGAUCCGGACAAUGUGGUUCUUACGGAGCCAUUGGCAACUUUUGGCGAGUACGAGGUUCCUUUGAAAUUCUCAAAGACUAUUCCUUUGCCACCAGGAACUGUUCAGUGGAUUCUCAAAGUCAAAGUCCGUGGCCAUUAAAAAUCUUCUUCUGCCUUUUGAUCAUUUUUCUACUCCACAGAAAAGCAUUGUAGUUUGAUGACACGAGAGAUCUUGCAUUUUCUUUCAUUCCCUUUGUCUUUUACUUGUAGUUAUGUAAACCCGGUAUAAUUCGGUUUACAGUUUAAACCAUGAUUUGAAGGGGACAUUAAUGAAGUAUUGGUUUUGUUAAAUUAA